Quercus lobata is the source of this 2932-nucleotide messenger RNA. RefSeq lists its product as uncharacterized. Bases 561 to 2681 code for a protein of 706 amino acids. The transcript is spliced from 2 exons. The record is from RefSeq and is a predicted model, not a curated record. NCBI's taxonomy places the organism in Eukaryota, Viridiplantae, Streptophyta, Magnoliopsida, Fagales, Fagaceae.
CCCACCAUUAAAUCCCCCAUUAACACACCGUUUACAUUACUCCCACUGAAAAAUAACCACUUUUACUACUAUUACUAAAAAAAUUUCACAUUUUUUGUUUUUUCCUCUCUCACCCUUCAUUUACGAUCGCCGAUCCGACAACUCCUCCAAAUUCCUCGCCGGUGCCGGACCCACACUCCGACCCGGAUCCGAAUAUCCAUCAAAGCACACUCUCAAUUUUUAUUUUUUAUUUUUAAAAAAAUUUUAGACAAACCCUAAUUUUAACCUCCAUUUUUUGUGUAUAAAAAAAUGGGUUUAUCUUCUGAGUUUGUGUGUUAGUGUUGUUGGUUGGUACAGUGAGAUUCACAAGUAGCUCAUCUUGAUUUUGCCUCUUUUGCUUUUGCUCGAGCUCCCAAGUACACGUGGCGAUCUGGGUCGUCUUCAUUUCCACUUUGCUGCUCAAAUUUCAACAUGGAAAUGAUGUUAGAUCCAAGAAUUGGGCUUUUUGCACAAUUGAGUAUAUCGGGCUGGUUAUAGCUUUUGUUUCAAGAGUUUGAUUUUGAAGUGAUUUGAGUUCUCACAUGGAAGCAAACAUAGAGGAGGCUCUUAAAGCGAAAGAGAUAGCCGAGAAGCGAUUUGUGGAUAAAGACUUUGCAGGUGCAAAAAAUUAUGCCUUAAAGGCUAGAUCACUGUAUCCAGGACUGGAGGGUAUAUCUCAAAUGGUGACCACAUUUGAAGUUUUUAUUGCUUCUGAGGCUAAAUGCAAUGGGGAACUGGAUUAUUAUUCAAUUCUUGGGUUGAAGCCUUUUGCUGAUAAAGAUGCAGUAAAGAAACAGUACAAGAAGAUGGCAGUGUUGCUCCACCCUGAUAAGAACAAAUGUGUUGGAGCUGAUGGGGCAUUCAGACUUGUUUCUGAAGCAUGGACGUUAUUGUCUGAUAGUUCUAAGAGAAGCACUUAUGAUCUCAAGAGAAACAAGCAACUAACAUCUGGGGUUAACCAGACCAAUUUAUCUUCAGUCCAUGCUACAGGGGUUACAGGUUUUAACAAUUGUUCCAAUUCCUCGAACUCUCAUGGUAGACUUGACACUUUCUGGACUGUUUGCACCUCUUGUAAAGUUCAGUAUGAGUAUCUGCGGAAGUAUGUGAAUAAGAGACUCUCUUGUAAGAACUGUCGUGGUAUUUUCAUUGCUGUGGAAACUGGGACAGCCCCAGCAAAUGGUUCUUUCCCUUAUUGUCCUUGGUCACAUGUGCCUGGUAAUGGGUAUGGUAGUCAUGGGUUUGAUGGGGUUACUUAUAUCCCGGCAAAUGCUACCUUUGUUACAGGAAAUGGGGUCUCAGGAUUUCAUUCUGGACAUGGGUAUGAGUAUGUUUCAAACGUGUCAUUUCAGUGGAGCUCCUUCUCUGGAACUUCUGCUGGAAUCGUGGGUCCUAAUGGACCAUCUACUGUAUCCACUGAUGUCUAUCAGGCUAAUGGAAAUGUUAAUAAGGCAAGAGCAAAGGUUAAGUCAGGAGCCAAUAGAAAGCAUUCCUUGAAAAAUGCUGUUGCUGUUAUAAAUUCACCCACUGCCUUCAGUGAACCUCCAGUACCUAAGGCUGGUAGACCCGAAAAGAAAAGGAAGAUGACUGUGGGAUCCACUUUGAGAAAUGGGGAUGAAGACAAGGGAUCAAAAUCUGCUUCAGAAACAGGAUUGGAUGAUGGAAAUGUGAGUAAUGGACACGAUCCUAAGCUUAACAAUUCAAGUGAACUUCCAACCAGACGUUCUAUUGCACCUACAUUUGAUGCUAGAAAGUUAUUGAUUGAAAAGGCAAGGACGGAAAUUCGGAAGAAAUUGGAGGAGAUGAAAUUGGCAUCUGUGGCAGCUGCUGCUGCUAAGCAGAAUGCCAAAGCACUGGCAGAAGUUGAUCAAUCUGGAGCUAGUGUGGAGGCAACUAAAAGAGCAGAUACGGGCGCUUCUGGUCUGCUAUUACAGCCAAAUAAAACCAGACCAGUCUCAUUAGUAGUUCCUGACCCUGACUUUCAUGAUUUUGACAAAGAUAGAUCAGAGGAAUGCUUCAAGCCUAAACAAAUCUGGGCUUUAUAUGAUGAAGAAGACGGUAUGCCACGCUUGUACUGUCUGAUCCGUGAGGUCAUCUCAGUCCAACCAUUUAAGAUUCAUAUUGCCUACUUGAACUCUAAAACUGAUAGCGAGUUUGGGUCGGUCAACUGGCUGGAUUGUGGGUUUACUAAAUCUUGUGGCAAUUUUAGGGCAUGGACCUCAGAUGUUGUUGACCAAGUUAAUGUUUUCUCUCAUCUUCUUAGCCGAGAAAAAGCUGGUAGGGGAGGUUGUGUUCGGAUAUACCCCAGAAGUGGAGACAUUUGGGCUGUUUACCGGAAUUGGUCACCAAAGUGGAACAGAUCAACCCCAGAUGAAGUGAGGCACCAGUAUGAAAUGGUGGAGGUUAUUGAUGAUUACUCUGAAGAGCUAGGGGUUAGUGUAGCUCCCCUUGUCAAAUUGGCUGGAUUUAAGACAGUAUAUCGAAGAAAUACGGACAAAAAGGCCAUUCAAUGGAUUCCACGAAGGGAGAUGUUACGCUUUUCACACCAGGUGCCAUCUUGUCCACUUAAGGAAGAUAGGAGUGAUUUGCCAGAUAAGUGUUGGGAUCUAGAUCCGGCUGCAACUCCAGACGAGCUGCUUCAUGCUGUUCCAGAAGGAAAUGCAUAACAUGCUAGUCAAGCAGGAACUGAAGAUCAGUUUGAAGUUCAUUUUAGUAUUCUUUAGACAAAUUUAGAUUUAACUGUACAAAUAUGUCGCUCACACUUGGUUAGAGGCCAAUGCAACAUUAACCCCAAAUGGUUUUAAGGGGUGCAAUGUUUACUGAGUGAAACUCGUGUCUAGAAUAUUAUUAAUUCUUAAUGACUGUUGUUUACAAACAUUUCUUGUCAAUGAUAGAUAUUUGUAACACUUAAUGAGUA